GGCGGGGUGGCGGCCAUGCGGUGCCGGCCCGGCCGCGUCUCCGAUCCCCGGCUGAAGCAGCGCAUCAAGCAGUAUCUUGCAAGUAGUAAAUGUGGGCAGUAUGUUGACAUUGGAAUUCUAGCAUCUGAUUUGCAGAAAACCUACAGUGUAGAUUAUGGACGAAGAAAAAGAAAUGCCUUUAGAAUACAAGUUGCAAAAGUGUUUGAAAUAAUCAGUAAUGAAGAAGAACACAAAGAUUUGGCAGUUUUAGAAUCAGAACAUGUGUCAAAAAGAGCAAGACAACAAGAGAAAAAUGAGACUACUGGAAGUGGCACAGAUGACUCUGACUAUGAUGAUUAUCCAGAAGAUUUAUCUACAAAUCAGAUGAACAGUUCCCUGCUAAGCUUAUACAAGAAAGGAAAUCCUGAUUCUGUUCCACCCACUCCAAAAAAUGACCCAGUGGAGACGUCUCCUCGUGUGAGAACAGCACCUCAAACAAGCACCUUUGCGCCAGAAUCCAGAGGUGAAAGACGAAUCUCUGAUGGUGGCUGGUUCAUUGAUAAAACUCCUGAUGGGAAAGACUUCUUCAUUGACCUUUCUGAGGAUGGAGAAGGAGAGGAAACAAAGCUGAUUUCUGAGAAAUCAACAGAAUUUUCUGUCUUGGAGAGUGAAAGAAAGAAGACAAAGGGCAGGAGAGCAAAAAGAAAAAAAGGAGAAUUUCAAGAUGUAGAUGGAGAAAUUGAAUCCAUGUUACUUAAGAAAGUGAGAAAUAAGGGGUCAGAGCUUUACCACCCUUCAGUGAAGUUUGAAGAUGUUGGAGGCAAUGAUGAAACAUUAAAGGAAAUCUGCAAGAUGCUCCUUCACAUCCGUCAUCCUGAGGUCUACACCCACUUGGGAGUUGUUCCACCUCGGGGCUUUCUUUUACAUGGGCCACCAGGAUGUGGGAAGACACUGCUGGCACAGGCAAUUGCUGGGGAGCUUGAGCUCCCUAUGUUGAAGGUGGCAGCGACAGAGAUUGUGUCUGGAGUGUCAGGGGAAUCUGAGCAGAAACUGAGGGAACUGUUUGAGCAAGCUGUGUCUAGUGCUCCAUGUGUCCUUUUCAUUGACGAGAUCGAUGCGAUCACCCCAAAGAGAGAAGUCGCAUCGAAGGACAUGGAGCGGAGGAUUGUAGCUCAGUUCCUGACUUGUAUGGAUGACUUGAAUAAUGUGGCUGCCACUACCCAGGUCCUUGUUAUUGGAGCAACAAACAGACCUGACUCCCUGGACCCUGCACUGAGGAGAGCUGGGAGAUUUGACAGAGAAAUUUGUUUAGGGAUCCCAGAUGAAGGGGCAAGAGAGAAAAUUCUUCAGACUUUGUGUCGAAAACUGAAGCUCCCAGAGUCGUUUGAAUUCCGUCAUUUAGCACGGCUGACUCCGGGCUAUGUGGGGGCUGAUCUGAUGGCCCUGUGCCGUGAGGCAGCGGUGGGCACAGUCAACAGGGUCCUGAUAACAUCUGAGGAGCACGGCAGGAAGCACACACACUCUGCUGGGAACACAGUUGAAGGAAGCCCGGGAAUAGGAACGAAUGUCCUGGUGGAAGAGGGCACCAACCAACCAGAGCUUCCACCUAAGGAUGAAUUGCAGAGACUUUUGGAUUUACUGAAGGAGCAAGCCCCCUUGCCUGAGGAGCAGCUGCAGAAGCUGUGCAUUGAGAUGAAUGAUUUCAUUGUUGCACUGUCAUCCGUGCAGCCCUCUGCCAAGAGAGAAGGCUUUGUCACAAUUCCUGAUGUGACAUGGGCAGACAUCGGAGCCCUGGAGGAUGUUCGGGAGGAGCUGACUAUGGCAAUAUUGGCACCUGUGCGAAACCCAGAGCAGUUUAAAGCUCUGGGCCUGACUACUCCAGCUGGUGUCCUGCUUGCAGGUCCUCCAGGGUGUGGCAAAACACUAUUAGCUAAGGCGGUGGCAAACGAGUCUGGACUGAACUUCAUAUCUGUGAAAGGUCCUGAGCUGCUAAAUAUGUAUGUUGGUGAAAGUGAACGUGCUGUACGCCAGGUGUUCCAGCGUGCCAGGAAUUCAGCCCCCUGUGUUAUAUUCUUUGAUGAAGUUGAUGCUUUGUGUCCUCGGAGGUCUGACCGUGAAUCAGGAGCCAGUGUGCGGGUAGUGAACCAGCUUCUCACAGAGAUGGAUGGGCUGGAGAAUCGGCAGCAAGUUUUCAUUAUGGCUGCUACAAACAGGCCAGAUAUAAUUGACCCAGCAAUCCUGCGUCCUGGUAGGCUGGAUAAAACACUCUAUGUGGGUUUGCCACCACCUGAAGAUCGUCUUGCUAUUUUAAAGACCAUCACCAAAGGUGGCACCCGGCCUCCCCUAGAUAGUGAUGUGAGCCUAGAGGAAAUUGCUUACAGUCAGUACUGUGAUUGUUACACGGGGGCAGACCUUUCAGCUCUUGUGCGUGAGGCUUCCAUCUGUGCCCUGAGACAGGAAAUGGCCAUGAAGAAUACUCAAAGAGAAAUCAAGAUUUCUCGUAAACACUUUGAAGAAGCUUUUAGGAAAGUGAAGUCUUCAGUGUCCAAACAGGAUCAAAUAAUGUAUGAAGAACUGCAUCAGUCGCUAUGCAGGUGAUACAUUUGGACAAUUCCCAAAAGAGACUAACUCUACACUGGUGAAGAGUUCUGCAGUUCCUGUGCCUGUUUUCAAGAGGCAGGUUGGAAAGAAGCUGUACUAAAUCCAUCUCUCAAUGUUUUAAACUGCACCUGAAAAAAAAAACAUCACAACCUACUGCUCUAAAGCAUCCUUAACCAGAAUAAAAGAUACAAUACAUGCUUCCUUCUUAUAACCAUUUACAUUUUCUAAAUUAAUUCUCUUAGUGCUAAAAUGCUAAUACUAUUCUGACCUAUUUGGUGCCCUGAAUCAGAAAUCUCUGAGGCACAGGCUAACCCUUCCAAGUGUUUACACUGCUCAAAUAGCUGUUUUCAACCAUCACAGGAAAGUGCUGUGUUUUCCAGAACAAGGACACUGAAAGAAGCACGGGGAGAGGACAGAGCUGUGAAAGUAGGCUGGGCAAGUGCUGCACUGGAUGUUAUCACACCAUUAAUCAUGCAUUUCCCGAGUACAGUGACACAUGAUUGUGCCAGCACAGGUCCUCAGAGCUGCUAACAGCUUCAUUCCACCUUACCAAAAUAAACCACCCACAGAUGGCAAGCUGGGAGGGUUACCUAGUAGAGAGUAAAGUUUGGAAACUGGAGAAGUGCUAUGAUACUAUGAUUCAACCUAGGAAACAUUUGAAUUAAGACGUACUUAACAAGUUGGUUCUUAAUUAUUUUUCUUAAACAGGUAAAUUUUCAAAAUCAGGCAGUAUCCAAGUUAAGACAAAACACUGAAAAAUGACAGAUUACAAAACCUACAAGCCUUCAGGGAAAAACCCCAAUGAAGUAGUUUUUAUAAGCAACAUCUAAUCUGUAAGCAUCCCCCCACUACUUAUUUAAACACUUGAGAGAGAUCAUUUAAUCUCCUACUUGAAUUAAUUUAAACAAAUACCCUGAACAACAGAUCUGACUUGAAGACUGACCUUGACAGAGAAUAGUACAUCUUAAAUUCUUCUCAGAAUGGCCAGCUAACAAGAAGUCUUGCUGCACCUUUUUACCCUAAGGUAGAUGUUGAAGAUUAGCACACGUAACUUACCACCACAGACUUGCAUUUUAAAAAUACUGGGGCUCAUGGCAGUUUGUUCUUACCACUGAGAUUUUUGCUCAACAUGGGAUGACAUUCCCUCCCUUUCCUAGGGAAGCUAGAGCCUCAGUGACUCAAAUUCUGACUCAUAAGACUAACAAAUUAAGUCCCUGUAUAUAAAGCAGAUGAUGAUGUGCCUGCUUUUAAUUGUAAAUCAAGCUUGAAGCUUCAGCUAUGAUUCCCAGAAAUUCAAGAUGAAGCAUCAUCAUUUUCAAUCAAUACCAGCUUGGAAGGAAACCUCAGCGAUCACGUGGUUCAACCUUUCUUGGCAAAAAGCGCAGUGUAGACAUGAUGGCCCAGCACCCUGUCCAGGUAAAUCUUACAAGUGUCUGACAGUGGGGAAUCCACCACUUCCCUGGGGAGAUUUUUCACAAUGAGAACAGUCAACUAGUGGAGUAGUUUUCCUAAUUUCCAAUUGGAAUCAUCCCUUACCCCUCAUCUUUUCCAUGUCACUCUUGUAAAAAGGGAAUCUCCCUUCAUCUUCUUUGUAACCACCCCUGGAACAUGGUGUUAAGUUCUCUCCCUAAGCUGUAUUUUCGCUCAGUCUCAGCUCAUAACACUACAACAGUAUAAUAACAAUAAUAAUAAUGAUGAUACACUCAAUUCACUUGAGUGGCUGAGUGGACCAAUGAAAAGAGUAAGUGAUUUCUCCUUUAUGGAUAUACAGAGAAGAUUCCUGCUACCAUACUUGAGGAUAGCUGCAGAUGAUGAGCUUAGGCAGGAGGGGAGGCCUCAAGCCCUAGCAUAUCCACCUAGGAAUUUUCCUUUCCUUUUAUGAUGAUAUUCAUGUGUAUGUAUGGAUCAAGAAAGCAAAGUAGGACUUGCAAGGCAGAGGAAAUGCGAUCAGGAAGUAGCAAUGGCACUACAGUCUUAUCAAGAGUGCCAGCACAAAACAUGUUUAUUAUUUGAGGUGUCUCAUGAUCAUUCUUCAUAACAGGUAAUAAAGGAAGAGAAAGCGGGGUACAGGAGGGUUUGAAUGUACCAGAAAAUCUGAAGUUAAGGUGAAAGGCAGAAAGAGCCAGAUGAGUCUAGUGUCCAUAUCCUGUCUGCUCACUUUGUCUGGGCUCCACAUGCAGCAAGGAGCAGGCACGCCUGCUCACAUGUGAGUGUUGCACCCACACUGCUCCUUGUGGGAAGUUCUGCUUAGGCUGUAGUAUGUAUCACUAAAUAAACUAUGAUCCUUUGUACACAGAAGAUGGGAACUGCUUUAAGGAAUGAGCCUUUUCACCCAAUAGAGACAAAUAUUUUUUUCUGCAUAUACAGCUACCACUCCUCGUAGCAGACAUGCCUCGAGGUUUUGCCUCCAGUCAUCUUCUUUCUGUUGUGACAAGAUCAAGAAAUUGUUCGUCAUGCCAUUCUCCUCUCCCUUUUCCUGAGGCUAACAACAUAUUGAAACCACAAGAAUGAUCUUGUCCCAGAGUAUAGCAGAUACUAACUUCAGCAUGGAUAGGGGGCAGAGGCAGUGCUGAGAACUGUCAAAAAGAGAAAAGAAAAAUGCUGUCUUCAUUCUUGGCUCAAUAGGAAUUUUUUUUCCACAUCUUUGUUGUGGCUAAAGGCUUGUAUCCCACUUCAGGUUUGAUUGUGAAAUAGAGGAUUUGCUAGAGGAAAGAUAGUUGCAUGGAGUUGCAGGUUGCUGUGUAAAGGCAGAUCCACAUGAUUCAGACACACCUAUUUAUCACAUUGUUUUCCUAGGACCUUGCAAAAGCAAUGUUGGCAGACCCAGAAGUGGCUCCUGUGCCUUGCAAUGUGCAAGCUAAACAGCAGAACUUGCUUUGCUGCAAGUCUUUUGAGACUUACAAAUUACAGAGGAGUACAGUUUCCAAAAGCUGUGCCAAACUACUUACACAAGGUUGCUGCUUCAAAGUCACUUUCCUCCUCUUAGUCCAGCAGGAGUAGGGCAGCCUGCAGUGUGUAGCAUUGAUGUUAUCACCUGUUGAACCUCAUCAUUAAAUAAGGAAUGAACUGCUUUGGCUGCUACGGUAUGCCACUUCAUCUGAUGGAAGAAAUAAAUGUCAUGGAGGCAGAGGUGAGCCACUGACCUCAGCCUCUGACAGUGGCCACUUACCAUGAACAGCUCCACAACUCAAUACCCAGAGACCUUUGUCUUAUGUGUUCACUUAACGAGCUCACCAGAACAGUUCCGAGACAUGCAACUGGAAGUCUCAACUGACCUCUGGUUCCAGGGAGGAAGCCCUGCCCUGGGUCUGAAACAUGGAGCUCUACAACCAGACAGAUGCAUCCACUUAGCACAUUAAUGUUGGGAAGCAGACAGGUUCAACAGCAAAUCGGGAAUGCCAGAGGCAAGGGUUGUUCUGAAGGAGGAGCAUACCCACGCCUGUCCUGUGAGAAAACUAAUGCCUAGUACAAUCAGAUUCCAGGAUGCAUUACUUACUCUGCUUAAGGAGCUCCAGAUAAUUGGGGGCAGGGAGUGUUAAAAGCCAUGAAAGGAAAUUUAUUCUGAAAACUGCAGGUUAUUCUAAAAGCAAUGAGGGGGAUUCAGAGCUCUGCACAAUUCCACUGCAACUAAAAUACUUGGGUGAUAGUUAAAAUUCCUGACUGAUUUCACAUAAAGAUGUUUUACAAACUGACAAACUGAAAGCAACAAACCCUAAUAAACAUGUAGAAACACCAAAGUUAACUCAUUCCAUCUGAAUAGAUUUAGAAAAACAAUUGGGUUAACUGUCAGGGUUCAUAAUGCUCUUUAGGUUUAGUUUGUUCUUCACCAGUAAGUCAAAGCUCCCUCCAACUUUCAGAUAAAAUGUUUCAAAAAUUAUAAUUAACCCCUUUCUGCCAGAUAAGUUUUCACUGUAUUAAUGAAAACUAUUUAGUUCCUUAAAACAGUAACUUAAUGGUUCAUAUGUGUUUUUUUAAAAAAAAGUUAAUGUUUCAUAUUUCUAUGUCACAUGCCUUUGGAGCAGACAUCAAUGCUUUCUCCAGUCAUACUUAAAUUCAUUUUGAUUUAGAAUAUAUCAAGUCAAGUAGGGCCAGCUGGUGUUACUUUUACCACGGGUUCAGAAAUGCUUCUAACUUUUUUAGGGAUGAAACUAUGCUGAGUACCUUUCAAAUGAUCUGCUUUUAUCAGUUCUUAUUAUUUAUGCUAGCUGCUAAAGCUUUUUAUGUAUUGCAUAAGAAUUAUAUGCCUAAAAAGGGUUGCUACCAAUACUUGGAAGAAUCAGACCAUUGUUUAGAUCCAAACAAAUCUCACUGGCUCCGAUUAACCUAAUACAGCAAAUUGUUUUCCAACAGGUAGCCAGGAGCAGUGUUUCAGAAAGAUUAUGGCAAGCAAAGAUAUCUCCCCCAGAAUUUCCCACUAUUCAGUAGCUCUUGAAGUGAAAAUAACAUAUUUAUAAUUAGAGUUGGAAGGGAAAAUGAUAGUCAGAACACCUUACAGCAACACUUGCAAUUCUAGACAAGAAAGAUGGCAACUUCAGCCCUGUUUAAAAGCAGGAAUUCCAUUAGGUAGGUAGCUAACUAUGAUACAUAGUAUAGUAGGUAUAAAAUUUUUACUCUGAAGUCUGCUUAUAUUCAUGUGGGAUAACUGAGUAUCUUAACUUUAGCUCUUAGCCAUAAAACUUUGUAGACACUUUCCAUCCUUCAUCCAGCUGUGAUAAAUCAUCAACACCAAAGAUAAUUUAAGAAACAGAGUGAUAUUAAGUGGCUCAAAAAGAAUCUGGUUUGCAACUUCUCGAGCCUUUACAAGUAUUUCAAUCCAAGUUAGUUUUCCUCUGAGUAGGGAGGAAAGGGAGUUAGUUAUUCUUUACAGGUCAUCUAUAUCACCACAUAAUAGAAAAAUCUCAAAUCUGCUUUAGAAAUACCAAAUUUCUCUUAAGUCCUUCAGUAUAAGAGGACCAAUCAAAAAUUCAUCCAAUAUUACUUUAAUCUUUGCUUUUUAAUUACAUGUAAAAAUACUGGACAAAGUCUAUUUUGACAUUAUCCUUCACCCUGAGCAACACACUGGCUAUCUUGCAGGUUAUGAGCAUAAUGAAGUCACUCUGUAGAUGGCUGGCAGACUUUCAUACCACUUCUGUUGCUUAGCCAAGAUAAGGGCCCACACUUAAAACACGCAUUAAAACAGCACCACAGUCGAGACCGAGUUAAGAUGUACCAGUACAAUCUUUUCAGGCACUCACUUUUUCAAAACAAGUAACAAACACCCCCAAAAACCACGCCAAAAUACAGGUGUUGAAGGCAUGUGAAAUUUAGUUACAGCAGCUGCAACUGCCACCUUCCUCAGCUUCCAUCUUUCAGAUUAAUGAAGAACAUACUACAGAGCCACCAUUUGAGAUUUAAGGGUGAGUUAUAGCCAGUUUUGACUGCAUAAAGCCAUCAAUAAUGCAUUAGAGGGUACAAGGCAAAUAUAAUGUGCUGAGGUAUGGAAAGGUUUUUUACUGUCCAGCAAGUCUACCUGUUCCCAAUGAAAAAUUUCCUAAGCAGGAAGUUUGAUAUCACCACCUCUCACCACAUUUUAAU
Messenger RNA from Pseudopodoces humilis (Tibetan ground-tit), 8154 nucleotides. RefSeq names its product nuclear VCP like (gene NVL). The record is from RefSeq and is a predicted model, not a curated record. Gene Ontology annotation, molecular function: ATP binding; RNA binding; ATP hydrolysis activity. Gene Ontology annotation, cellular component: nucleus. Lineage: Eukaryota; Metazoa; Chordata; Aves; Passeriformes; Paridae. Gene Ontology annotation, biological process: ribosome biogenesis.